Messenger RNA from Acaromyces ingoldii, 2019 nucleotides. Its product is annotated as glycoside hydrolase. Gene Ontology annotation, molecular function: hydrolase activity, hydrolyzing O-glycosyl compounds. The record is from RefSeq and is a predicted model, not a curated record. Gene Ontology annotation, biological process: carbohydrate metabolic process. The coding region runs from base 1 to 2019 and encodes 672 amino acids. Lineage: Eukaryota; Fungi; Basidiomycota; Exobasidiomycetes; Exobasidiales; Cryptobasidiaceae. The transcript is spliced from 3 exons.
AUGACCGCCAGCGUUAACAACAACUCCACGAUCGUGGGCCUUGGUAACUCAACGACAAAUUUGACCGAGACAUGGAAACCGCCGCUGAGUACUCGUGGACGCUAUAUCAUCGACGCCAACAAUCGCCGGUUCAAAUUACGAGGAGGCAAUUGGCAUGGCGCUUCGGGCACCUACUUGGGCCGAGGCGACAUCAAUGAUGAUCAAAACCACCACGUAGGCGAAAAGGCCUACCAGACACCUUUGUGCCUCGAUCGGGUCGCCAUCGAUGACAUUGUCGACUCCUUUCUCAGACUGGGAAUCAACUCGGUCCGGCUGCCGUUUUCCAACGAAAUGAUUCACACGACGGCGCAAAACACCAUUCCAGACUCCGCUCUGGCAGCCAACCCGCAACUCAAAGGCAUGACACCCUUGGAGAUCUACGACGCUUGCAUCGAGGCGCUAACCAAGAAAGGAAUCGCCGUCAUUCUCAACAACCACACGGUGAAGAGCAUCUGGUGCUGCGGUGUUGACGUUAAUGCACGAUGGAAUGGCAUCCAAUCAACCGAGACUUGGAUCCAAGACUGGCUGUUCAUGGCUCGCAGGUAUAAGGAUAACGCACGAGUCGUUGGUGCAGAGCUGUACAACGAGCCAAGGAGAGACUUUCUCUCUGAUCCGGUCUGGGGGAGCGGAGGAAACACCGACUGGUGGCAAGCGUCUUUCGAAGCAGGCACUCGUAUUCACCGAGAGGCAAACUCCGACCUUCUCAUCAUCGUCGAAGGUAUCAACUAUGUCGGUAUACCCACCCGCUUCACCACCCACUACCGCCCAGAACUUCAGCCGGUGGCCAACCUCUCUCAUGCAUUUCCAUCUCCAGACAAGCUCAUCUACUCUUCACACUUCUACGCAUACACUGGACCCAAUGCCACAGGUGGCAGCGACAUUGGAGGAACAGAUGACGCCCUCUACCGAGAUCUGGAGCCCUCCGUGCUCUCAAACACCCUCGACACGCUGGCCUUCUACGUUGCGACGAGCCUGUCGGAUGUGCAGAAGCACUACACGUCGCCCGUCUGGAUCAGUGAAUUCGGAAGCGGCGGUCGAAGUGAUACACUGGCGGCAGAUCGAAGCUGGUGGAACCGCUUUUGUGGGCUUCUGAGACAGCACGAUACCGACUAUGCCUACUGGCCCUUGGUGGGCUGGCAGACUAAUGGGCAGGGAGACGGCUAUGCACUGAACGAGUGGGAUGCAAACGGCCAAUUGCUCUCCAUCACCGAUCCCGGUGACUGGCGCUUGGAUGCCUACGCGGCAUUGCAAAAUGACACGAAUCUGGGACAGCAGGGUAUGGUUCAAGAAGUACCUCGAUGGACGAUGCUCUACCCUCGGCUUGGCUCGGCGCAACAAAGCAACGCGCUCGCCCAGUCGGGUGGUGGUGUCAACGGCCUGCAGACGGGCGAUCGAAAAGCAAGCUGUCCAGAUGGAUUGAGGCUGGCUGCCCUGAGCCAUCAACAGGAUCCCUCUGCGCUCUGCACCGAUGCAACUUUCGGUAGAGACCUUUGGAACGGCAGCGUGUCGUCCAGCAAGCUCGAGGUUGUCACAACCGAAGUCCAUGUGCAAAGAGGUCAAGAUUGGGCCAAGGGCUUUACCAAGUUCCAAUGUCCAGAAAGGAGCUUCCUCAUCGGCUACUCUUACACGGGCGAUGCUUCCGUCUCAGCCAUUUGCGCGCCUGUUGUAGACCCAAACCGGACACUGCCCAGUCAGAUUCGUACCGUCUGGUUCAACAAAGCGACCAAUAUUGACCAAAAAAAUGAUCACGGAAACUUUGCGACACCAGGCCAGACAUUUGGUGCAUGUAGAGACGACGAGCUGGCCAUCGGCUACGCCUUUUCGAUACACGACAAUGGUGGCUGGCCUUCUGCACUCCUAUGUCAAACCAACAAUCCAGCUGGCAUCGUCGAUGGGACUUUGCAAAAUUAUCAAACGCCCUCAGCUGCCCUUCUCCUUCUCGUAACAACAAUCCUCUGGACACUGCUUCAGCGCUUUUAA